AUGACCGCGCCAUCUAACAAACAACCCCUCGGUUCGCAAUCUGGCACGCUGCCAACCGCGACUGCCACGGCAAGGCUCGAAAAGAGCCACCCCGGAGUCCGCCGCUCCACCCCAGAUUCAGAAGCACUUGCCUCCUCUGACGAUGACGGAGACCACACGUUAUCACAUCCUAUCACAGCACCCCAUAUCAAACCAGUGCGCCGGACAUCAUGGUUGAACGAGGUCCCCAUUUCAGUGCAAAGGAAGCACUCCUUGCCUGGAGGUCCCCUCUCUUCUGCUCCCUCUAACCCCGCAAGCCCUGCAACUGACCAACCGCCAUGGGUUACGAACCCAAGUCCGGGCCUAAGUGGAUCAUUCAAUUGGAACCAAUCUGGUAACAGCUCGUUCCCUUGGGGAUCAGGCAUAUGGAAUUCAGAGUCCCGCAAGGAGCCUCCGUCGCGUCUGUCCGAGAUGGUACCCUCUCCGACCAUGACCAAUCCUCCGCAGUCUGCUGGUCCCAUGGGAGAUGAAAUGCUCAGCCCUAUCACUCGUACUAUCUCUGGCGAAUCGGCCAUUCCUUUCUCUAUCCCAUUGCAUCCUACUCCCAAGACUUAUCGCUCUCAAUCAUACUCCGUCGGGCAAAUGGACCCUGAAUAUCUGGGGACGAUGGCGAAGGCAGGAGGCGGUGCGCAAUACCCCAGCGGUCGUUCUCGAGGCCCCGGACAAACAUCUGCCGUCCAGCAGCGUGGACAGCGACCAAGCGUACUCGGCGAACUGGGACAUGAUCCCGCCAUGCUUGGUCGUGUUCGCGAAGACGAUGAUGGAGAUGAGAGCCUGAACGGUUCCGAGGGAGAUAUGAGCUACUCCGCCAGUCAGGCCCGACAAAUCGAGAAACUGGCGCGCGAAAAUGCCAUACUGCGUCAAGCUGCGGCCGCGGGCCAACUCGACAAUCGGUACCGUGAUCGUGCUUCUUCUUCCGCCUCAAACACCGGGAUUCAUUCAGUCCAUCGGAUCCAAGGUGGUGUUCCAGAAGAUGAGAUAGCCCCCGAUGACCUUGGAGAAUUGCGCGAUGUGCACUCGUACAAUGUGCUUGGCCAUUCUAAUACUAGACGUCGAUUCUCGGAACAUUCAGCAAACAUCGAUCCGCAGUUCUCAUCAUUUGCACCUCCCUUGGAGAAUCGGGCACUAGAAAGUGUUCGCAAGGCCCAUUGGCAAACAACGCUUGGUUUUGGAGGCACUGGUGAUAUGUCGCAAAGCCGUCGUCAUUCGUUUGCUGAUAUUCCAAUGCGCCAUGACUCCGUGAGCUCAGUUGACUCCCACAACACUGCAACACCUCGUCCUGGACUUGCAGACCGCCAUGACGGUUAUGGGAAUGUCAAUGAGUUUGGAAAUCCCAUGCAGUCCCAAUACUACACUCAUGAUCAGACAUUACGCGGCGAUGGCUCUUCUGGUCUUCCCACUGCUCUCAACCAAUACGCAAUGGCUGGAGCCUACGGUCGUCAACCUCCAGCACUAUCCCAUGCUCAUCAAAACCAGCUUUUGUACAUUGUCACAUUCAAGUGUCACCGUGCAGACGUCUUCUACAUUCAAGAAGAUACCGGUUUACAAGUUAAGACUGGAGAUUUAGUGAUUGUAGAGGCAGACCGAGGAACGGAUCUGGGAACAGUCGUGCACGCGAAUGUUUCGCUCCAGAAAGCCCGCGAGCUGAAGCAACAGUACGCCGAGGAACAUUACAAGUGGCUUAUGAUGUUUUCUCGUCAAGGUCAGCUCGAAGGCGCUAAUGUGGCUAGCCCGGGUCUGAAUACCCGGAGUGCCACAGGCGGAAUGGGGCCCCACGCGCAUGGCGUCCAAGAGACAUCCGCCGAUAUCAAGCCCAAGCUUAUCAAACGUCUCGCCCAAAAUCAUGAGAUCCUGACCUUGCGUGACAAGGAAGGUAAUGAAGCUAAAGCUAAACGUGUCUGCCAGCAGAAGGUUGUUGAGCACAGACUAAAUAUGGAAAUACUCGAUGCCGAGUUUCAGAUGGACUGGAAGAAACUUACUUUCUACUACUUCGCUGAUUCUUAUAUCAAUUUCAAUUCCCUGGUCACCGAUCUCUUCAAGAUCUACAAGACCAGAAUCUGGAUGUCUGCCAUUAACCCCGCUUCAUUCGUGACCCCGCCAGGUGCUGGUCUCCCUGGACCAGGUGGAAUGGCCAACCCCCUAUACAAUCAAGAUCCCCCUCAUUCGGAUCGACGUCACCAGCAGGAGCGAGGAUACGGGGCCCGAGACCUUGAUACAGGCCGGGAUAUUCCAAACCCCGUCGGCGUCCUCCAGAAUGCAUUCACCGACUCUUAUCAACCAUUUGGUCAACCCUCCCGUCAGGAUAGCGGCCAACCCGACCCAUUUGCCCCAUACUCGCCUACGAGCUAUGGUCCCUUGGAGACGGGAUUUUCCGACUAUCCCCCGGGAAGUUCUCCUAAUGCCCGUGUGCACCCAGGACAGAGUGAAUGGGCCAGCCGCUUCCAAGGCCUGUCGCUCAACUCCUAA
Molecule: messenger RNA, 2505 nt
Organism: Penicillium angulare
Lineage: Eukaryota; Fungi; Ascomycota; Eurotiomycetes; Eurotiales; Aspergillaceae
Product: PSP1 family protein
Exons: 2
Coding region: 1-2505 (834 amino acids)
Cellular component (GO): cytoplasm
Source: RefSeq, a predicted model, not a curated record